UCGGUCAGUAUUGAUAGAACCGUGAUUAAUCUCGGACGUCGCACACAUCAAAUUGUUAUAGGAAUUGAAUCUAUUUUAAAUAUCAUAUUUUUAGUAUUUAUCAAAUCUCCAAUAAAUUCUAAAAUAUCAUUUCAUCAGUAUCUGAGCAUUAGGUGCAAGAAAAAAUGUUGGCAAAUUUCAUUGCAAUGGGUACAGAAUAUUUUCUAUGGGAUGCGAGAGCUAUUAUUAAAUUACAAGAAUAUUUAAUAGCCAACGAUAUUGAAGAAGAAAAUUUAGAAGAUAACACUAUUUUAACAGAUAUGCUACGUGUGUCAGUGGGGAGCUCUUUGUGCAGAAAUCCUAUUACACCUGAAUUAUUAAACAAAUUCAAGGAUACGAUUCUUGUGUUUCCAAUUGAUAAUUGGAAGACAUUGAAACUGUAUCGUAAAAAUUAUAUCAUUUUGCAAGUCGCUUGCGUGGAAUAUCUCCUAUAUCCCAACAAAGAUAAUGAAGAAUAUAAAAAGAUAUACAGUUGUGACGAACAAAAAGUGACCGAGGUAUAUAAUAAAUUGUUUGAUCUUCCAAAAAACAAUAUACCCGACAAUGUCACAGUGAGGGCGGUUAAAUCUUUUUUCAGUUACGAUAUACUUGUAGAUGAUAAUGACUACUUAGAAACUAUAAGAUUGUAUUUGAGAGGAAUUGAUAUUAAUUUCAGAGAGUUAAUAUACAUAAAAAAUAGAUCAAUUGAAAUAAUUAAUGAUAUAAUAUACGUGCGCAAGCGGGUAAACAAGGCAGAGUCUGAUCGACUAAAACUCCAGCGUUCACCUAGCCCAGAUGUGUCAUCGCUUAAUCUUGGUCCUUCAGCCGUGUGAAUAACCAGUGAACCAUAAAUGUUCUCAUCGUUACCCUGCUAACCAGAUAUUAUUAGCGCAAAUAUCCAAUACAAACUUCUCCCGAGCACGAAUUAUAAAUUUUAACGAUAAUUUUGACAAUACUAAAUUUUUUUUAUAAUCAGAAGAAACAAUUUC
Trichogramma pretiosum is the source of this 1007-nucleotide messenger RNA. RefSeq lists its product as uncharacterized. Bases 165 to 851 code for a protein of 228 amino acids. The transcript is spliced from 2 exons. NCBI's taxonomy places the organism in Eukaryota, Metazoa, Arthropoda, Insecta, Hymenoptera, Trichogrammatidae. The record is from RefSeq and is a predicted model, not a curated record.